Fraxinus pennsylvanica is the source of this 540-nucleotide messenger RNA. The record is from the annotation of a GenBank genome assembly. NCBI's taxonomy places the organism in Eukaryota, Viridiplantae, Streptophyta, Magnoliopsida, Lamiales, Oleaceae.
AUGCGUUGCAAAUGUGGAUCAGUUGAAAAGUCUUUGGAGGUUUUUCAUGAAAUGGAAGAGAAGGACUCUGUCUCGUUGACUUUAAUCAUCUCUGGACUUGUGGUGAAUGGCAUUUCUAAUCAAGCUCUUGAACUUUUCUCUCAAAUGUUAAGAGAAGAUGCAAGGCCAACCCAUGGAACCUGUUUGGCAUAUUACUUUGUUGCUCGUGCUGGUUUGGUGGAUAAAGGAUUCGAUUUUGUCCACAAUAUUCAAAAUGAUUAUGGAUUCAUGCCAGAAAUGAAGCAUUAUGGGUGUGUGGUCGAUCUUUUAACUUGUGCUGGCAAUCUAUCAAGGGCAUACGAGUUCGUUGAGCAUAUGCCUGUUGUUCCAGAUGUUGCUUUAUGGAGGAUGCGAUUUAUUGCUUGUAGAUUUCAUGGUAAUCUGGUUUCAGGUGAAAUUGCUUCCAACAAGCUUCUUGAAUUAGAUCCAAGUAAUUAUUGGAAUUAUGUACUUACAUCCAGUACUUAUGCUGGAGUAGAGAGAUGGGAUGAUGCUAUAUAA